ACAAUUUAAAUAAAUCACAGGAAUGUAUAAUAUUUUUAAAAAUAAAAAAAAAACCACUUGAAAUUUUUAUAGUUUAGUAAAUGAUUAUUACUGUCAUAGAUAUUGAUAAUAAUUGUAGACACUUGAAAUAAAGCGAUAAUGAAUGAAGAGCCAGAGGGAUUAUUAAUAAAUUAUUUAAAUGCAGAGGAAUUAUUAGCAUCCAACAGCUUGAGAGCUCGAGUUUCAAAUGAAAUUGAACAGACUUCCAAGGUAAUACCAAAAACAGGACUGAGACUCUUUGAGCCAAAUGGAUCAUGGCUCCAGAAUCGACAGAUAGAUGCAUGUUUAGAAGCACGAAGAGAUUUAAUAAAUGUAGAAAGAGUGAAGAAGGUGUCUAAGUUAGCUGUCGGUGAAUGGCUGCCUCAGGAAAGACGUGUCAUAGUCACUAAGAGGUCUGGUGUUGACUGGAAUAAUUUUGGAUGUGAACUUCGAGGUACUUUGUAUUUAAAUCCUGAAGAAGCUUUAUUGCAAGUAGAAUUGAAUUGCUUGGACUUAUUCUUCAACGGAGUAUCAUUAUCAGUCCAACAAGCCUAUGAAUUACUAAUAAACUCCCCAAACUCCGACUGCUCAUUAGAUGAAUACAGAGUAUACAGUCAAUUAGCCAGGUCGGGAUAUCGUCUGAAGAGGUUUUACUAUCAAAAAUCAGAUUACGAAAAAGAUGAGUCCUCCCAGCUUAAGAAGAAAGUAAUAAUUGAUUUAGAGGGCAGUCAGUGGAUGAGUGGUGCCCCACUUUCUCAAGACACCGCCGAUAAAAAUACUAAAAACGACGCUGAGUUUGUCAUUAACAGUAUUAUUGAUAAAAUCGAGGUUGAAGAGCAGAACUUAGAAGACAAGUCUGCGGAAAAUAUUUUGAAUAAAAUAGAAAAUGAUAUUAAAAACAAAGACAAAAAUAAGAGAAGAUUAAAUAUUGUUUCCGUUGAAACUAUGGUUGAACCAGUUAAAUUAGUCGCUAAUAAAAAAGAAACUAAUACAUCACUUGGUAUUCGCAUACAACGCAAUGUUAAGCUUCUACCCAAACGGACUGAUAAAAUAAUUCCUUCUUAUUUAAAUAUUGAUUCUAAUUCCGGUCAAAUUACUUCUGAUAAAUUUAAUACCUGUGAUUCUGAAAAAAUAGCUGAAAAAAGAAAAUUAGAUGUAAUUAAUUCUUCAAUUCCUUCUACAUCAUCUUCGCCUAUAGAAUCAUUUAAAGAAGUAACUUUAAUACCUGUAAAAAAAAUAAAAAAUGAAAGGAUUGAAUUGUCCGAUGAUGAAAUUGAAGAAAUUCCAAUUCCGAUGACUAGAAAAGAAAUGUUGAAUUGUCUUCCUAAUAUUAAAGACAAAAAUUCUGUUAAAGUAACAAUUGAUCCUAAGUACAUUCCACAAGAUAUUAAAUUAAAUAAGAAUAAAAUUGAGUAUGAUUCUUUAAAUUUAAAUGAUAGUAAAGAUAAUUAUCAGAAUAAUCGACAAUUGGCUAAAUUUUCAAAUUCAUGUGAAGUAUAUAAAAAUUGUCAGUAUAACAGUUAUAAUUAUAAUAUAAAUAAUUAUCGAAGAUCACACUAUCAAGACUUACCUAAUUAUCACAAUAUGAUGUUCGGUAAUUCUUCUAAUUAUAAUUAUCCAGCUUUUAAUUACUCGAAUCAACAAAGUGUCUCCAAUAGAUGGUCGUCAUUGCAUGUUAAUUUUUUUAAAAAUAUUGCGAUGGCUACAUUUGCCUUGAGGACUUCAAUUACUCAAAGUUUAUCGAAUAUUUAUUCUUCUUCUUUUGAUCCGGGACAAUAUUUUGGUGGAAGACAAAAUUCACGGUAUUAUAAUCCUGGAAUUUAUCAUAAUAAUAGAAAUUAUAAGCCAAUUGAUAAUAAUACUAAUAAAAGUGAAGGUAACAAUCGUGAUGAUUUAGUAAAUGUAGAAGAAGAUAGUAACUUUGAAAAUUUUUGUUCGUUUGACAAAGCACCGGCUGGUUCGUGGACGAAGUUGAAGAAAUUAUGGAAAGAUGCUAAGACAAUAACUAUUGAAGAUGAUAAUGAUCAUAUGGAUUGCAGUGAAGUUGAAGUUAUUAAUCACACUAUUCAGCCACUUGUUGGGCCUAAAUAUUCUUCAAGCCUGAAACAAAUUUAUGAUAGAUUGAAAAUUAUUAAGCCGGCUCAGGAUAAAUCAGUGAGGAAGAAAAGAGGCAUUAAUAAAAUAUCUUACAAGGUUUAUUCAAAUACCCAGCUUUAUAGGAAAGCUAUUCCGGGUCAUGCUAUGUUUCAUUUAGUUAUUACAAGUCAAAAGAAUAGCCAGUCUCUUCAACCAAUUGAUCUCAACAGACUUUAUCAGGAUGGAGAUGGAAUAGCUAUCGUUUUUGCACAUGUCAGCGGUGCUACAAUAUGUUUCAUGCAAGCUGGUGUCGUUGCAUUACCUAAUUUAGAGUGAUUAAUCAUUUGAAUAAAAAAUUUUGUACUGCGGAAGAAAAAUUGAUAUUUAAUAGAUAAUUGUAAAUUAUUUACAAAUAUUUAUACUGUAAAAAUAUAAAUAAGUUGGAGCAAAAUAUUUACUAUAAAAAUAUACAAAUAAGUAUUGCAUACUUACCAAAAGUUAAUUUCGCUCUUGUAUUUGUAAAAAUUAAUUUUUUUUUUUCAAUCAAUCUUUAAAUAUUCUUUAAUAUAAAAAUAAAAAAUGUAUUUUCAUAAUUUCUAUUAAAAUAUAAAUACUAGAUGACGCUAGUGACAUGUUUUGAUUUGAGUGUAAAUUUAUAGCAGGCAUGUCAACUAUCGCACUAGAUCUCUUGUCUUGAAAUUGGUGACAUUGAUUGCUUAGUUGUCAUAUGUGAUAAUUAUGUGUGUACAUAUGUAAAUACGUGUAUGACCCGCUGUCAGUUGAUUGCAAUAAUGUGGGUGGUUGGUUGGCUGGUUGAUUAAAACUACUAAUAUAAAUUUACAAUAAAACAAUACCAACAGUCAAGACAAAUCAGCACCAUUAAUUAACCUUGUAUAUAUAUGAGUACACACAUUAUUAAAUGUAUAUCCUAAUGACAACGACUUAUGUCAACAAAUUAACACUACAGCUGACAGCUAUUUUCUUUUUGUACAAUUUUUAUAAUAGUUAUUAGAAGAAAAAUAAAA
This is a messenger RNA of Cotesia glomerata, 3119 nucleotides long. RefSeq lists its product as uncharacterized. Bases 139 to 2430 code for a protein of 763 amino acids. Gene Ontology annotation, cellular component: tRNA-intron endonuclease complex. The record is from RefSeq and is a predicted model, not a curated record. The transcript is spliced from 4 exons. Gene Ontology annotation, biological process: tRNA-type intron splice site recognition and cleavage. Lineage: Eukaryota; Metazoa; Arthropoda; Insecta; Hymenoptera; Braconidae.